AUGGCGGCAGUCUCUCCCCAUAUCACUAGGGAAGUUGCUUUAAGGUCUGGUCUAUUCGGACUACUAAGCGAUGCGCCUGUUCAGAUGGUUAAUGUUGAGGAUGAGGUUCGGUUGAGGGAAUUCCAAGCACUAUACCGGGAACACGCAUUAGAAAAGGAACCGGUCGUGCAAACGCUUUUCGAAACAUUUACUAGUUCUCUGUUCAGAAACGCUGUGAAGAAUUGGAAAAGAAAAGCUGAAUGGACUAUCCUCGCGUACAUGUGGCAGUCAGCUCGAGACAGACAUCUCGAUAUUCUUGGGACGAGCCCGAGCUCCGCUUGGCUGCCUUACCUGCCGGAGCAAGAGUACAUUUGUAUGGACCAGUAUUUGCCCAAUGAUCAGCACCCGUGGGUGAAGCAUGCUAGGCAGAUUGCGCUCCAGCUGGGACUACGGGUCAUGGUGCGAUAUUGUACUAAUGAGUGUUACAUAAGGAAGUGA
Penicillium soppii is the source of this 477-nucleotide messenger RNA. RefSeq lists its product as uncharacterized. The record is from RefSeq and is a predicted model, not a curated record. Lineage: Eukaryota; Fungi; Ascomycota; Eurotiomycetes; Eurotiales; Aspergillaceae. Bases 1 to 477 code for a protein of 158 amino acids. The transcript has a single exon.